UUCGUAGUACAUUUUGCAAAAGAAAGAAAAAUGUUUUCUUUUUUAUUGUGAACAAGGCAUAUAAACAAGAUAUUUGUUGAAUCUCGAAGUUGUCAGAUCUCACAUUAUUUUAGGGUUUUGGUUCCUUUUCUUUUUAUCUUUCUCUCAAUUAAUUUGUUAGAUCGAGAUUCAAACAAUUAUUGUCGGUGCUAAAAUACCCUUCUUCCUCCAAUGGGUUUAAGGGUUUUCAUCUCCUGCUUUACCUGUUAAUUCAAGAGAAUUUCCCCCAGUGAGUUUAUAAAUUCCAUUUUCAUUUCAUACAUUAAAAGUAUCAAAUUCAAUUUCUUAUCUCAAGUAUUUUGAUUUGAUUUAAUCUUAUGCUACUAGAUCUAUUAGAUUUACAGUAAUGGCUUCAGUUAAAUUUGAUUCUUCGAAGCAAUACUAUGCAACAAGUAGUUUAGUUAUUGGUUAUGCACUUUGUUCUAGCUUACUUGCAGUCAUUAACAAGUAUGCAAUUACACAGUUCAAUUUCCCUGGUCUUCUAACAGCUUUACAAUACUUAACAUCUUGUUUAGGAGUUUGGAUUCUUGGAAAAUUAGGGUUUCUGUAUCACGAUCCAUUCACAUUUGAAACAGCUAAGAAAUUCUUAGCUGCUGCUACUGUUUUCUUUCUAGCCAUCUUUACGAAUACCAAUCUACUUCGUCAUGCCAAUGUUGAUACUUUUAUUGUGUUCAGAUCUUUGACGCCUCUUUUGGUUGCAUUGGCUGAUACUGCUUUUAGAAAACAACCUUGUCCUUCAAAACUCACUUUCGUAUCUUUGUUGGUUAUCUUGGGUGGUGCUAUUGGAUACGUUUCAACUGAUUCGGGUUUUAGUUUAACGGCUUAUUCAUGGGCAUUUGCUUAUAUGGUAACAAUCACUACGGAGAUGGUUUACAUCAAACAUAUGGUCACAAAUCUUGGAUUGAACACUUGGGGUUUUGUAUUCUAUAACAAUUUGUUAUCUUUGAUGAUGGCACCAAUAUUAUGGAUCUUAACGGGAGAGUAUGUUGAUGUCUACACUGCGUGGGAAUCUAAUACCAAUAAUUGGGUUGGAUCUGGUGCAUUUUUCGCUGUAUUGUUGUCGUGCUUGUUUGGAUUGCUCAUUAGUUUCUUCGGAUUUGCGGCAAGAAAGGCAGUUUCUGCAACUGCUUUUACAGUUACUGGUGUGGUGAAUAAAUUUCUUACGGUCGCAAUUAACGUGUUGAUUUGGGAUAAACAUGCUAGUCCUCUUGGUUUGGUUUGCUUGCUUUUCACAAUUGUGGGCGGAGUUCUUUAUCAGCAAUCUGUUACCGGCGUUAGUAUCGUUCCAGUGCAACACGAUUUUGCUGUUUCUAAGCAGAUUAAUGUGGAUGAUGACAUUGAUUCAGGAGAUGAUAAUCAAGAAAAGGCUAUGUCAGGCAAGUAUUCUGGUGUAUAAGAUGUAAGAAAAGAUUUUUUUUCUAACAUUUAGAAAGCUACAACUGUCAGUAGUUUGGCAUUCCCGUUGGUUCGAGAUUAUAUUGUAAUGCAUCUACGUGUACUUGCUUACGCAGCCUCAGUAAGAUAUGCCAAUUAUACAUGUGUUUUGUAAGUGUCUGCCUGCUGUUGGUAACUGUUAUUGCAGGGCCUGAUAGUUUUUCUAUCAAAGAUGAUUAGGCUGAUUCGAAUGGAUGCCUAUAAGUAAGUAGAUAAUCAAAUUGUUUUCUUUUUUUUGUCGGUUAUACUCUUAAGUGUGCUUUCUUCAUGUUCUCUUUAUACAUUUUUGUUUCUCUCUUAA
Papaver somniferum (opium poppy) is the source of this 1774-nucleotide messenger RNA. RefSeq names its product GDP-fucose transporter 1-like. The coding region runs from base 386 to 1435 and encodes 349 amino acids. Gene Ontology annotation, molecular function: GDP-fucose transmembrane transporter activity; antiporter activity. Gene Ontology annotation, cellular component: Golgi apparatus. The record is from RefSeq and is a predicted model, not a curated record. The transcript has a single exon. NCBI's taxonomy places the organism in Eukaryota, Viridiplantae, Streptophyta, Magnoliopsida, Ranunculales, Papaveraceae.